AGCAAUAUUUGUUUUCUGUACUCAGCUCAUGAGCUCAAGUCGAAGUCAGGUCCUGACUCCUGUCCUGUGCGUAGUGUCUUGUCUUAUGUUAAAUAAAGGAACGUUUCUGGACUUCCGUGUGUCAAACCAUAACAACAAAAUAAUUAGUGUGUGUUCGUGCAACGAUCGCAAUAUACAAUUGUAUUUUAUUUGUACAAAAUAAAGUAAAUGUUAUAAUGGAGGACAAAUUGAUGCUGGAUGAUAUAUCCAGCAGUUUGAGAGAGAGGGUGUUUUUCGCCGCAAGGGAUGGAAUGUCCCUAACUCUAUACGCUUUGUUAUAUGAAAAAAAUACUGACGACAUAGAUGAUCUUCUGAACAGCGAUGUAUGCUGCGAUGGAGUAAAGUGUACUCCAUUGAUAGCAGCUUCUAGACAUGGAAGAGAAGGAGCAGUAAGAAUACUUCUAGAGAAGUUCCGUCCACCGGUUAGAUUGGAGACAGAGGGCACAGUCAAAUUUGACGAGUAUGUUAUAGAAGGUGCCACAGCUCUCUGGUGUGCAGCUGGUGCUGGCCACCUAGGCAUAGUUAAACGUUUAGUUCGAGCUGGAGCUAAUGUGAAUCACGCGACAAAGACACUAAGCACACCCCUACGAGCCGCUUGCUUUGACGGACGACUCGAUAUAGUGAAGUACCUCGUGCGACACGGGGCGGACAUACACAAAGCGAACAAGUAUAAUAAUACAUGCCUUAUGAUCGCAGCUUAUAAAGGACACCUGGAUGUGGUCCAGUUUCUUUUAGACAGCGGUGCACGUGUAGACGAAAGGGCGUUAUGCGGCGCGACGGCGCUUCACUUUGCGUCCGAGUGCGGGCACGCAGCCGUCGUGUGCGCACUCAUCGACCACAGCGCCAAGAUACUCACCAACGAAAACGGCAUGACUCCGCUGCAGUGCGCGGCCGAGCGCGCGCGCGCGUCGGUGGUGGAGAUCCUGGCGGCGCGGCCCGAGGUCACGCGCACGCAGUCCAUCGAGGCCUACGAGCUGCUGGGCGCCUCCUUCGCCAACGACAAGGAGUACUACUGCUUGAGGAUGGCCUACCAGUACCUACACAGAGCGAUGGCGAUGCGCUACGACACUCGCUACGGCAUACUCCUGAAGAAACCUGCAGAACCUAUUCCUGCCUACGAUAAUUGGAGAGAGAGCACCACUCUAGAGGACGUGGAGCGGCUGCUGGGCAACUCGCACGGGCUGCACAUGGAGGGGCUGACGGUGCGCGAGCGGCUGCUGGGCCGCGCGUGCCCCGACCUGCCGCACCCCGUCGUGUUCCGCGGCGCCGUGUUCGCGGACGAGGCGCGCUUCGACCGCUGCCUCGCGCUGUGGAAGCACGCGCUCGCGCUGCGCCACCAGAACCAGGUGUCGGUCGUUAAAGAUUUGCUGAGGUUCGCACAAGUAUUCUCACAGAUGAUUCAUAUCGGAAUCGAGCUGCCGCUCGAUCAGGUUUGUUACGUGUUGGAAGCUUGCGCGGAGGAACUUAAACGUGGUCUCUUGAGGAUGGACAAACCGCACAUGAAUCACGAUCCGGAUGCUUUGAUUGAGGAAUAUGAGAGCAACGUCCGAACGGCUCUCUACCUGGUCGCAGUGGCUGCGAGACUUCUGGAAAAUUCUGGAAACGAUGAAGAGACUAUCGGCGCGACUCACCGAGCUAUAUUCAGGCUACGAUACUCGUCGCUAAGAUCUGGCCAGACGCUAUUGCAUCUCGCAGUGGACCGACAGACACCAGUCGACGACUUCCAUACGAGCGACGUUUGCCAGUUCCCGUGCGCGCGCAGCACGCGGCUGCUGCUGGCGUGCGGCGCGCGCGUGGACGCGGCCGACGACGCGCGCCGCACGCCGCUGCACGUCGCGCUCAUCUCCUACCAGCUGCUGCCCGACGACCGGUCGCAGUGCCGCGAGGCGGUGUGCGCGUGCGUGUGCGAGCUGCUGGCGCACGGCGCGCACGUGGACGCCGUGGACGCGGCCGGCAUCACGCCGCUCGUCGCCGCCAUCGGGGGUCCGGCGGAGAGCCUGGUGCGCGCGGCGCUGAGCCCGCGCCUGUCGUGCCUGGCGGCGGCGGCGCUGGCGGCGCACGGCGCGUCCUACACGCCGGCGCACGUGCCGCGCGUGCUGCACGCCUUCCUCGCCAUGCACGGCGUCAGCCCCAGAUAGGCGCGCCCGCACCCGUAGUCCCUUAUGCGUUGCCGCGUCGUCUAAGCUGCGACUUUGCUAUAGAUUGGCCAAAUUACAGCUAAAUUUACCAAAUUUUUCUUUCGUAACGAUGGUCCAGCUUGAUUCGAAAAUUUGCCGAGUGGUCGGUGAAGUAUUUCCUAGGCCCCACGGUUAAAUUCUUGUUUACCUGCCGUUUAAGACGUUUGCCUGUCGAUUGGAUCCUCUAGUCGUUAGUGAAAAGUAUCCCGUCUCGUUAAACUUCUCACACGUACCAUGCUUUUCAAACGUAGAUUGGAAUAAAAAUUUAGUAUUAGGUCUUUAGCGAAAUGUUUCUUGUAGAUUUCUAAAUUUUUUUCUAGAUUUUUUAAAGAUGCCAUACUUUCUAGUUAACGAUAUGAUAUACUAUAUAACCUUCUAGAAUGCUACAGAAACAGGAAGUCGUCACCGGCUUAUUUUUUCGACAAGUAACUGACCAUAACUUCCUCAAGAACUUCAUGAAUUUGCGUUCGCUAUUCUUUAACUGAUUCUUUAUUAUAUAAAGUUUCUUUGAAUAUUUUUUGACUUGUGUCAUAUUAAUUUUUGUUUUAGAUAUUAUUAUUGGAUAUUUUUUUUUUAUGAAUUUAUAUCAUUUUAAAUGCGAUGAAGUACAUCGUACCGCACAAGUUUUCGAGUUUAUAAAAUAAGGGAACUACUGAUAUUGAAAUUGAAUUUAUUUACUUUCAUUUGACUGACAUGGUGUGUGUUCUUGAUUUGAUUUUUUUUUAUGUAGCCACAGAUAAUAAAUAUCUAUUAUAGAUAUUAAAAUCGCAUAAAUUUGACUGAGAAAUAGGUUAUAUUUAUUCUUGUGUUCAUAUUUCUUUAAAAAGAUUUACUCAUCCUUACCGGAGUAACGUAAGCUUUCAUAUGUAAUCGACUCAUUUAAAUACAUGAUUCGUAUUUGAUUAACAUUGAAUUAUGCAAGCUUUCUAAAGAUAUAAGAAAAAAAAAUAACUAUGGACGAUUGAAAUAUUUAAUUCCAAAGUAUGGAACCCCUUAAAUGAUUGGUCGAACACAGGGUCUGUAUGUGUUUUGAUCGAAAAUAAUAUAAACGAAGGCUCAAAUCGAAUAUUUAUUAUAUUUAGACGCUAAAUAGAGGCGAAUGAAAUGUGAUAAUUAAAUAGGUAGCGUUAGGUUAAGGGUAGAACAAUUAGGCGCCUUUGUAACUAUGACGUGAUAAAAAUAUGAAAAGGUUUAUUUUUUAUGUCAGAUCACGUGUUAACAACCUUUGGUGUAUUUUUUUUUUGUCUCUGAGGUAAGAAUCGCGCUUUGCAGAUUUUUAUCGUCUUAUUCAGGUUAAAAAUAUCACUUUUAUAAUCUGUUACAAGCGUUAUUGAUGGUACUUUUGCCAGUUAUAGAAAAUACGUUGAAUAAAGCCGUCCUUUUCUCGCUAAAAUUGUUAGAAAGGGAUGGGUGUAUAAACACAAAUCAAUGCAGAUUAAUGUUAAAUUUUAUAUAUUUAAGUUAUCUAUAAGAAAAAAAUAUAAUUUAUGCUUUGGUUAAGGAUUUGAUUGGUUUUUAUGACAAAUUGGAAUAAGCUAUUAAAAUAUUAACCUUACUUUAAACCUGGUUUAGCGGGUGUUUAGUUAAACUGAUUAUUUUUUUCUCUCUUUCUCUCUCAAUUGAUUUGACAUUCGAUAGAAGAAGAUAGCAAUGUUUAACUAAUCAACAGCUAAACGUUUAUAAUCAAAGCCGUAAUAUAUAUUAUUCAUUUAAAUUGACCACAGACAAUAGAAGAAUAUUCAAUUGACAUAUUUUUUUAUUAUAUAAAUGAUAUUUUUCUAAAAAAAAUCGUUUAUUUAAAUAAAUGAACUCGUUUUGAUUUGUAUAAAAAGUUACUCCUUUGUAAAUCGUUGUUUGGAUUUAAGUAGUUAGAUUAAAAAUAUUAUAUUAAUUUAAUUAAUAAUAUAUUUUAAUUUUUGUUUUAUAAUUAAUAUGUUAUAGGUCGAACUAGUCAUUAUUUUAAUUAUAUUAUUAUUUUAAAUAACUAUUUAGUAUGAAUAAGGUCAAACUUUUCGCACUCUUCAAUAUUGACAAACUCGGUUUUUACUUGUCCGUUAGCGCAAAUGGAUGUGGACUCAGACAUGUUUCGACAUGGUUCAUCUAUGUGAUCGUACUCGACCGUAAC
This is a messenger RNA of Vanessa tameamea, 4341 nucleotides long. RefSeq names its product protein fem-1 homolog B (gene Fem-1). Lineage: Eukaryota; Metazoa; Arthropoda; Insecta; Lepidoptera; Nymphalidae. The transcript has 14 exons. Bases 216 to 2177 code for a protein of 653 amino acids. The record is from RefSeq and is a predicted model, not a curated record. Gene Ontology annotation, molecular function: protein binding.